Molecule: messenger RNA, 693 nt
Organism: Wyeomyia smithii (pitcher-plant mosquito)
Lineage: Eukaryota; Metazoa; Arthropoda; Insecta; Diptera; Culicidae
Exons: 2
Coding region: 40-693 (217 amino acids)
Source: RefSeq, a predicted model, not a curated record
UCAAGUUGCAAUCUGCUCGAGUAAAGUGUUAGAAAAAGCAUGAGUACAUUUGUUUACUCACCGGAUAAAAUGCUUAAACUGCGUCGAAUCAGCAUAGAGAGUAAACCACUCUCACUUCCCGCGCUGGAGUGCGUUUACCAUUCGAAUUCGGCUCAGACUCCCGAGCACGAAUACAAGCGUCGCGUCGCACAAACAGUAAAUGAUGCAAAACAGUCAGCGUGCCCUGGAAUGGAAACAAAACAAGUGUCGAUAAUGGGAAACCAAAAGCUACAGAUACAACCGUUGGAGCAGGCAGCCCAUUCGUCGCUCACCGACGCCCAACGUGUUAUUCGGAACUAUCGAAAACUAAAGAAAUCCGACAUCCGCAAGUCCUCAAUCAAUCUGUCCGACCGACAUCGGUACUUUGAGAAAAUGGACCAGGAAAAAGUUGCAGCCGCCCGAAAGAUCGUUUUGAAUGGUUUUCUCACAGAUCAGGAGAAGUGCAGCCUUAUUCCAAAAGCCCUAGGUCUGAAGUACGAUAUGAAGCUGCAAGGUAGCAACCUUUGCAGUAUGAAGGGUCCGAAGCUGUACUCCUUCGAGUUGAUCAACACCGAGUACGAUUGUUUUAUCGUCGGCGAGGGCGAGCAGUUUUAUGAUUCAGUUUAUCAGUACUUUCUCACUAUGCUGAACUUUGAACAUUUGCGUUUGGUUUAG